Cydia strobilella is the source of this 15255-nucleotide messenger RNA. RefSeq names its product probable ubiquitin carboxyl-terminal hydrolase FAF-X (gene faf). Gene Ontology annotation, molecular function: cysteine-type deubiquitinase activity. Lineage: Eukaryota; Metazoa; Arthropoda; Insecta; Lepidoptera; Tortricidae. The record is from RefSeq and is a predicted model, not a curated record. Gene Ontology annotation, cellular component: cytosol; nucleus. The transcript is spliced from 49 exons. Gene Ontology annotation, biological process: protein deubiquitination; cell migration. Bases 197 to 7792 code for a protein of 2531 amino acids.
AGUGUAUCUGUAUAUAAAUUUAUACAAAAAUUUUCCUAUUCAACGUCAAAAAAGUGUCGGGAGUGCGGAAUUUUAACUGUGAAUUGAGUAAUAAUUUGUAAUCUAAAUAUAUGACUAAGCAGUGCUGUUCGGCUCUUAUCCCACCCACCAACGCAGUUACAGAAGAGGAAAUGAAUAAUAAAAACAUUGUAAAAUAAUGACAAUAUCAAUGAAAGAACAAGAUCAGAUGCCUGGGGAGAUUACUUUCCCUGAGGCCAAAUUAAAAGCACUUGAGGAAAAAAUAUCACAUCCCAGAUGGGUGGUACCAGUGUUACCGGAGCAGGAAUUGGAGGUGCUUCUUAUUGCUGCAACCGAAUUGGUGGCGAGGGGUGAAGAUGAAAACAACGUGGCUUGUCAACGGUUCUACAAUGAUGCGCUCACAGUCUCGUUUACCAAGAUCCUGACCGACGAUGCUGUGUCCUCCUGGAAAAACAACAUCCAGCAAUGUGUGCGAUCCAAUUGCGAGAAGUUGGUCAAACUGUGUGCGAUGAAAUUAAAUGAUCCUAGAUUCCUGCAUUUGUUGUCUAUGGCCUUUAAUCCCAACAACAAAUUUCAUACUUUUAAUGCAUCGCGUACCUGUGAGGGAUUGUCAGCAACCACCAAUUUACCCACUGCUGGCCAAGGUUCCACACAGGAGCCGGAAGUAUUUAGUAGAUCGCAAGACCAUAGAACUCCCAGAGGAUGGCUGGUUCAUCUUAUAAAUGUAUUUGGUCACGCUGGCGGUUUUGUUAAACUGCGUGAACGAUUUGAAGAAAUAAUGGGUUUUCAAAAAUUGGAAAUCACAGCAUCUGUUAACUCGGAAGAAAAAGUUUCGACAGAGAGUACUGAAAAAGAUAAUGAAACUAACCACAGUGUUCCUAAUUGUCUUAUGAUCGCAGAAAAUAGUGAGAUCUCUUCCGGCGUGAACAGCGAGCAGCCCUCGUCGCUGGAACCAACCACCAGCGGCGAGACUCGCGUCGCCGCCGUGUGGCAACUGCUGCGCCCUCUCGGUCUUUGUCACGACCUGUUAACUCCACACACAGUCACCACAUAUCUAUUGCCUGUUCUGGAAUGUAUCCCUACUCUACUGGACAGCUUAACAGACGAAGAGUUGAAGAAAGAAGCGCGUGGAAGCGAGAAUAAGACUGACACGGUAUCUUGUUUAAUAAGAGCUUGCAAAUGCGUCUCAAUAAAGACCCCACAUCACCAUAGUUUGCUUAAAUCUCUGGAAAUGUUUCGCCUGAAAAUGAUACUUCGUUUGCUACAAAUGUCGUCAUUCAAUGGUAAAAUGUCGGCCCUCAAUGAAAUCAAUCAAUUAAUCAGUACCAUGUCCCAGCAGCCAAAGCCGGAGUGGUUGACGCCUGCGGUUAUUACAACCUGGAUACGAGAAAACAAGGUAGUUGAUAUUGUGUUGCGGGACUCCCUCCACCAGCCACAGUACGUCGACCGCCUGGAGAAGAUGCUUAGGUUUAUGAUAAAAGAGAACUCGUUGACCAGGGAGGACUUAGAUGCCAUAUGGAAAGCGCAGCACGGAAAGCAUGAAGCAAUUGUGAAAAAUUUACACGACUUACUCGCAAAACUUGCUUGGGAUUUCACACCGGAUCAACUUGAUCAUCUUUUUGACUGUUUUAAGGCGAGUUGGGCGACGUCUAGUAAGAAGCAGAGUGACAAACUAUUGGAAGUAAUUCGACGAUUAGCUGAGGACGAUAAAGAUGGUGUUAUGGCAAACAAGGUGCUGGUACUAUUUUGGAAUUUGGCACAUUCUGACGAAGUAUGCACUGAAAUAAUGGAUGUGGCCUUGGCAAAUCUAAUAAAAAUCCUGGAUUAUAGUUGUAGUCAAGACCGUGACGCUCAGAAAACGCUUUGGUUAGACAAAUGCGUGGAGGAAUUAAAAAGUAACGAAAGAUGGGUACUGCCGGCUCUGAAGAUGAUGCGCGAGAUCUGCUGCUUGUACGAGGCGGGCGCGGGCAGCGGCGUGCGGCCGCACGUGACGCGGCAGGAGCUCAUCGACCGGCUGCAGACGCAGCACUCGCUCGUCAUCCUCGUCACCGAUUCGCUCACCAACUACAUGGACGGAGUGCGGGCUAAGCUUGCCGGAGAAGGGGAAAUUGACUGGGAUAACUGGUUGCCUGAUGGCAGAUAUGCCCAUGCGGCGCAAGUUCAGGAAAGGCUGAGUUUUUUGCGGUUCCUGCUCAAAGACGGACAGUUGUGGCUUUGCGCGGAGCAGGCUAAGCAAAUAUGGUCGUGCCUGGCGGAGCGGCCGGCACACCUAGGGGACCGCGAAGCCUGCUUUCGUUGGUUCAGCAAGCUGAUGGGCGAGGAACCCGAUCUAGAUCCUAAUAUCAAUUUGCAUUUUUUUCGUCGGAAUAUCAUGACUUUAUCUCCAAAUUUAUUAACACAUGCUGGCAUUAAGUGUUUCGAAAGAUUCUUCAAAGCAGUAAAUUCAAAAGAAGGAAAGCUCCGAGUGAAACGACGGAGUUUCCUGCUUAACGAUGCUGAUCUCAUAGGGUUAGAUUAUUUGUGGAGGGUGAUAACGGAGUGCGACGACGAGAUCUCAGCGCGCGGGAUCGAGCUGCUCCGCGAGGUGUGCACGUGCGUGAGCGGCGCGGUGGCGCCCGCCACGCACCACGAGGCCUUCCUCACGCAGUGCUGCGCGCGCACGCAGCGCCUUCAAACGGAUAUCAACGUCUACGAAGAUGCGACUGAAAGUUGUACUAGAAUGUGUAGAGUCAUUCGUGCCAUACAGGAAUAUAUAAAUGAAUGUGAUAGAAGGUUUUCAGCAGAAAGGCAAAUAUUACCGAUGUACAGAUCGGGUAGGGGCCGACAAUGCACUAUUAUAGUCAGAUUUAAUUUUCAAACUGGCCAAAGACAACUCGAUGAUAUCGAGCUAUUUUCACACUUUAACGAGGCUUUAUACUCGUUGCGAGCGGCAAUCCAAAGAAGGUUAAAAUGUGCUUCAGACACUAAUACAAAAUUAGAAUUGUUUGUAAAUAAGGUAGAACUAUAUUUAAAUGGAGAACUCUUAGAUUCGACCCACGAUCGUAAAAUUCUUUCUCAAAUUCCGGUCCGGGACAAAACUGUGAUCGUCGCCAAAGUGUAUGACGGGCACCUGCCCACAUGCGGCAGCGAGUCAAGCAGCGACUCCAGCACGUCGUCGCCGCCCGCGCCGCCCACGCCUGAGCACGCCUUGCCCGGAGUGCUUUUCGCGCAAGGUACUUGGUAUAUACCAUUCAUAUUGGAACUGGAACAUGUUGGCGUUAUGAAAAAACAUCCCCAAUUAAUGGAAGCUGCUCAUCUACUCUCCCAAAUUUGUCCGGCACACAAACUUACGAUGGAUAAACUGACAGAGGCUUUACUCAGUCGCGAGGAUGGCAAGUUAAGGGACUUGCUAUACGGGCCUGCGCCGCCCACAGUCGCGUACAACGUUGAGGUGCUGUACAGUAUGGUGAUGCCGUCGUCGGACACCAAACUAGAUCGCAGUCGGAGUUUCCAACUGGCCUGUGUUAAAAAGGCGCCGUUAUUAAUUCAGUGUUUGGCUGACAAAGACUUUCUACAAGGAGCUUCGUCUCACACAAGAAGGGUGGGCUAUCUAUCUUUAGUCAGAUUGGCUAAACUAGUCUUAUACACAUUGGGCCACCUCUUCGAAAUAUUGGCUCCGGAUGGCUCAGAUACGUCAGUUGACAAAGACUUCAGAAUGGACGUAACGAUUUUACGCGAAGCACUUCAAACAGUGCCCAGUCACAACUGCGAAUUGAUAGUGAAAGCGAUUGCCGAGAAACUGGCCAACACUCUAGGCGAGCAGGUGGUGAAUAGUACAGAAGACAGCGACGUAGUGUCUUCGUUAGUGUGGUGGUGCGUACCCACGACAGCCACAGUGCGCGCUCUCUACGGGCUGGCCUUUUCCGUCGCGCAGCCCGCCGACGCCAACAGCGCUGUUCAUCCCGACGACGUCACAUUGGUACGAGAAUGUAUGGAGGUAGUCACAAUAUGCCUGGCUCUUGGCGGAGGAAGGCUGGAAGCUUUAUUGAACGAGUCAUGGUGGCAAGACACGGCGUUGUACUUGAUGAUCGACUGUCCGAAUCCUCAGGUGCGCGUGUCGUGCGCGGAGCAGUUGUUAUCAAUGUGCGCGUGGGGCGGCGGCGGCGGCGCGCGCGCCGCGCUGGAGGCGCUCGGUGGCGUGGUGGGCGAGCCGGGCGGCUCGCGCCUGCAGCGCCACGCGCGUCACGCCCAACAGUUCCUGCAGCUGCUGUGCAGGCUCGUCUCGCUCGCCGGACCCACUUCCAGGACGCUCGAAGACCUCGCUAUUGAAGUGGCGUGGUUGAGAUCAGUGCGAGCGAAUCCAGAAAUACUCGAUGAUACGCUGCUGGAGGGACACCUGAAUUUAACCAAAGAAUUAUUUACACACGUUCCGGCACAAGUCAAGUACCAAUACGGAGCGCAUCCUGAACACAAGGAUAGAGGUCUAAUUAGGGAAGUGACAACAGAAUUCCUGUGGCCGUACUCAUGGGCGUGGUGCCGCAUGGGGGACGGCGAUAGCUCGGGCGAGCCGGCGCCGCCGCUGUGUCGCUCGCCCGGCGCCGCCGCCUCCACCGAGCCGGCGCCGCCGCUGUGCCGCUCGCCAGGCGCCGCCACCUUCACCGAGCCGGCGCCGCCGCUGUGCCGCUCGCCCGGCGCCGCCGCCGCCGCCGCCGAGCUAUUGCUCGCACUGGUGCACGGCUGCGUUCCCAACAUGGCCGAGCUCGCGCAUCUACUCGACCUCAUGUUUUAUUGUGACAAAAACGUGCCGCUGGUGGAGUGGGAGUAUAUGCCGUGCGUGGGACCGCGGCCGGCGGCGGGGCUGGCGGGGCUCAAGAACGCCGGCGCCACCUGCUACAUGAACUCUGUGCUGCAGCAGCUCUACUGCGUGCGGGACGUGCGCGACGCGAUACUCACCGUCCAAGGAGCAGCAACUGAUCCUAACGAAGAUUUCUCUGGGGAGAAUCAACACUCUAUUGUAGAGAAAGUGGAGACUACUGGCGACUACAACGUCACAAUCUUGAAACAAGUCCAAGCUAUAUUCGCACAUUUGCAUUUCAGUAAACUGCAAUAUUAUGUGCCAAGAGGGUUGUGGGCUCAUUUUAGACUUCAAGGCGAGCCAGUAAAUCUCCGAGAACAACAAGAUGCUGUAGAGUUUUUCAUGUCCCUUGUGGAAUCAUUAGAUGAAGCUUUGAAAUCAUUGGGACAAGAACAACUGAUGGCCAAAACAUUAGGCGGUACUUACUCAGAUCAAAAAAUCUGUAAAGGAUGCCCACACAGGUACUGCAAAGAAGAACCUUUCAGUGUAGUGUCUUUAGACAUAAGAAAUAUGUCACGGCUUCAGGAAUCUUUAGAAGCAUAUGUGCGAGGCGAACUUUUAGAAGGCGCUGAUGCUUACCACUGUGAUAAGUGUAAUAAGAAGGUUGUAACAGUAAAAAGGUUAUGUUUAAAUAAAUUACCCCCAGUUCUAGUCAUACAACUUAAAAGAUUCGAAUACGACUUCGAAAAAGUUUGCGCGAUCAAAUUCAACGAUUACUUUGAAUUUCCGAGAGAGUUGGAUGUUGAGCCGUAUACAGCUCGAGGUCUAGCACGCGCGGAGGGCGACGCCUCGCUCUGGGAGGGAGGCGAAGAACGGUCACCCGAGACUCACUAUCAGCUGAGCGGCAUUGUAGUGCACUCGGGACAAGCUUCCGGGGGCCACUAUUAUUCAUAUGUGCUCUUAAGAGAUAACGGCAGUGAAACAGGACGGUGGGUGAAACUAGACGACGGUGACGUGACCGAGUGCGCGAUGCACGACGACGAAGAGAUGAAGGCGCAGUGCUUCGGCGGGGAGUACACGGGCGAGAUAUUUGAUCCGAUGUUAAAGAGGGUCUCUUAUAAACGCCAAAAGAGAUGGUGGAAUGCAUACAUACUAUUCUACACGAGGAAAGAUACCAUUGAAAAUACUAGUCUUGUACAAUCAAUGAGAAAUAUGAAUUUCAAGGAAAGUGCAAUUCCUCGACCUAUCUGGCUGUCAGUCCGUCGCAGCAAUAUUGCUUUUUCUCACAAUCAAGAUCAAUUUAGUUUGGAGCAUUUCAACUUUAUGAAAAAGCUGUGCUUCUUGAGGUUACAAGUCCCGCCUGGCACGACAAAUGCUAUUUGGGGCCCAGAACACGAAGAGAUGUCGAUGCUUACAGUACAGCUAGCAACCAAAUUCUUGUUCCAAGUUGGGUUUCACACAAAGAAGACUCUUCGAGGGCCUGCGUCAGAUUGGCACGACAUAUUAUGUCAGCACCUUCGAUGUUCCCAAGUGGUCAGGUCGUGGUUUGCGACAGAUCUCUUCAAGCAUCCGCACAGAUUAUGCGACUACUUACUGUCUUGUCCAUCUGCUGAAGUACGAGUAGUUUUCAUGAAAAUAAUUGUCCUCUUGGCUCACUUCUCAAUCCAAGACCCACCGGUAAACAGCGGCUACGGGUCUUGGGCGUCGCGCGACGAGGUGACGUCGCUCUCGGACCAGGUGCUGACGGCGGCGCGCGCGCUGGCUGCGCCGCACCACGCCGACUCGCAGGCGCACCGCCACCUGCCCCUGCUCUUCAAUCUGUUCCACGCCUACUCCGUGCUCGGCAACAACGAGCGCCAUCAGCUUUUACGGUUACGAAUACUGGAUAUUGUUUUGUCCGUAUGCAUGGACGAUUCAUCAUCGUCGCUGGGAAAAUACCAAUAUCCGGAAUCUGCCAAGAUACACCAGCUGGUGUCACUGCUGGUGCGGUGUUGCGACGUGAGCGCGCGCUGCCAGUCGGCAAACGUGGCGGAGGGCGCGCCCCCGCUGCCGAACCCCUUCUGUGACCCGCCGCCCACCGUCACCGCCGCCUCCAACGUGCAUAGGCCACUCCUUUCCGCGCCCGCUGCUGACAUACUGUAUAACAGAACUGGGACUUACAUGAAGAAAUUGACAGAAGAGUGUUGCGUGUGCGAGGAGAGCAUACGACUGGUGCAGUUCCUGUGCUGGGAGCACGCGGGCUGGUCGCGCAUGGCGCUGGCUGAGCUGUUGUGGCAGAUGGCGUACGCGUACUGCCACGAACUGCGCCGCCACUCGGAUGCGCUCACCGCGCUGCUGCUCAUGGAGGACAGCUGGCAGCACCACCGCAUACACAAUGUUAUCAAGGGCGUUUCUGAAGAGCGCCCUGGGCUGCUGGAGACGGCUUCGCGCGCGCGGGGGCAUUACCAGAAGCGCGCCUACGCGUGCGUGAAGCUGGUGGUGGGCGUGAUGUGCCGCGCGCCCAGCGCCGUGCGAGCCGUCCAUGCACAGCCGGAGGCGCGUCGGCGCUGGCGGCAGCUGCUCGCCUGGCUGCAGGAUGAACUAGACCGCAAAUAUGGACCUGGAGGAUACGGGUCGUAUGGCACGUGGUCACCGCCGGGUACAUCCAAUGAAACAUCCAGUGGAUAUUUCCUAGAAAGAAGCAAUUCGGCUCGGAAAACGCUCGAAAAAGCUUACCAACUGUACCCUGAGGAUGAAGACGAAGAAGAGGAGUCUCGAGAGAACGUGGAGGGCGAGGUAGAGGUGGUAGCGGGCACGGAGAGCGGCGACGAAGAACCCGCGGUCGACGUGGAAGCGGGGUCGCCGUCCGCGCCCGUGCCCUCUGCGGCGCCCGCGUCGCCCGUGUCGCCCAUCUCGCCCUGGUCCCCGACCGCGCUCGACGCGUCCGACACGCCGGCCGCCACGGUGUCGCCGCUCACGCCGGCCGGCCCGUCCGACCGCGACCCACACGCGGCUAUUUGAGCUCCGCCCUCGCUGCUGCGCGGUUCGGAGUCACCGUCGCCGCUGCCGCCGCCGCCGCCGCCGCCGCCGCCGCCGCUGCCUCCGCGGAAGCCGUUCUUGAAUCACCGACCGCCUCCUCCGGUCCCCCGACGAACGGCUUCGCCCGUCCGCGAACUACAAGUAUUUAUUUUGCUUCUACAGAUUUUGUACAUAGCCGCGGGGACGGCUCGACCUACGCGUCCGUAGUGGUCUCGGACCCCAGGAUAAUAUGCUUAGCCGUAGCUUCGUUCUGUGAUGUUAACGAUAUGUGUAAAGUUCGUUCAAAAGGGCAUUUAUAAUUAAGUAUUAAAACAAAUAUUGUUUCUCGCCCUGAAAUGUACAGAAGGUGUCACCCAGACGACCAGUCGAGUUGUUCACUAAGUGAUCAUCGCCGUUUACGCAUUGAGCAUUGUCGUCAUCGAAGUGACACUUUAAUUUUUGUUAUUUAACGUCGCGCUUAUAAAGUACCAUAGUAUUUAUUACUCUCUAAUUAAGGUUAUAUUAAUUCAUAUUUUUUGCUUUCAUAGUGACCUACGUAUAUUAUAUUAUUAUCUUAAUUUAAUGUAAAGUUGAAUACGUUCACUGUCUAGAUUUAAAUGGGAAAUUGUCUACAGUGGAUUCGGGGGUGAGUGUGUUUACUGAUAUUAGGUACCGAGUUAUGGUAUAAAUCUUACACCUUAAUAUGAAUUAGGAACUUGUAUUUUUAUGGUUCCAAAUUCUCUCAUUUAUAAUUUUACCGAAUUAAUGUUUGACCCACAAAAUAUUUUCUGUAACUGCUAAAAUAUUUGUCUGGAAUCUACUGUAACUGAAAUGUUAAAACCUCAAUUUAAUCUCAAGGGACAUUAUGUGCACGCCACUUAACUGAAGUGAUAGUCAGUCCGCUCACUUAAGUUGAAGUGAUAGUCAGUUUAUAUUACCGAACUACAUUUUUAUAACCUAUGUGGAUGUACCAGAUUGCCAAUACCCUUCAAUGUGCGAGUUUGGUAUACCGGAACGAGAAUUUGAAGUGUAAAUGUGUUUUUUUAGGGAAUAGAAAAGCAUAGUUGAUAUAUCCAUUUCCAAAAAUGUUACUGAUAUCUAAUGGGUCGUCCCUAUAUCAUAUGUGAAAUAUGGCAGAUACAAGCCAUCUAACUUGAAAUAUGUACAAUAGCAGAUGUACUGUACUCAACUUAAAAAUGAUUAUCUAAGGGAAUUUUAUAAAGCUAUUAAACUAUAUACUAAGAUACCCAAAAACAGUCACGUGACUUCACACCUCUUCCAAUUUGUACUGCUUACAUAUUCCGCAAAGUAAUGGAGGCCAUAACACAUACACAUUUGAACAUGAUGUAAUGAGACCUAAAAAUCGCUUGCGAUCAUGCAGCAUAAUUUGUUCCAGCAGCACCUAGUUACAGCGCAUAAAAGAACAUAAACUAAACUUUAAUUUAUCAAACAUAAAACUACGAAACUAUGUUAUUAAAUUAAUUGUUUAGUUAAGCAAUUAUUACUUCAACGUAAAGCUUCGCUUGACAAUCCGCUUACCUACUCUCGUGCAAUAUUGAUGACCAAUACGCACGUCUGAGUGAAAGCAUGCCGUAGGCGAUUAAUAAGUAUAUUUUUUUACUGAUUCUUCAAUAGACAACAUGUGUCAAGUAGUUUUCAUACCGUAAAAAAUAUGUCGCAUUUUUUUGAACAUAGUGUUCGUGUUCUUUCCUUGCUAAGCUUUCAGCCGUUAUACCAGGCACACCUUAUUACAACUUAUUUUGGAUGUUAAAAAGGAAUUUUCAAUAAUUGUUUGUAUCUAAAUACACUACGACUAUCGUUUUAUUAGGAUCUUGUUUGUUGUAAUUUGUAAAAUUCAAUUGUCAUAUUUACACAAACACUCAUUUAAGGGUCUCCGGCAAGCUCGGUUCUCCAUACAAACGUAGUUCCGCUCUCGUUUUAAAACGAGUAGCUAGAUUGCUGUAAAACUUUGCACUUACAAUAGGAUAAGGUAUAAUCUAUGUCUGUAAUUAGUUUAUGUAGCUUCAGAUACCAUAGUUAAAAAAAUACAGCGAACUUAAGUUUCUCAUACAAAACUUGUUUUUGCUCUAUUUCGUUUGUUUUAUAAACUGAACCUAUAUAAACUAAUUUCAGACCUAGAUAUACCUCAUGUCAUUGUAAGUGCAAAGUUUCAUUACAAUCCAACACGUAGUUUUAACAUGAGAGCGGGAACUACGUUUGUAUGAAAAGGUGCAAUUCGGCCGAGCUUGCCGGGGACUCUUAAGUUAAAAUGUAUUAAGCAAGGGCAUAAGCACUAUGGUAUUCCGAUUAGGAAAACGUAUUGGAAAUUUUCUUGGUUAAAAAAUUUCGAUAGAAACACAUCGAGUUUACGCUUUACUUAACAGACCUGCAAUAAUAGCGUGUCAAAAAAAACUUGUCAAUAACUUGUUUCUAAUCAGUGAACGAUAAUGAUUAUACCCUUACAGGAUUAUACCUACAUAUGAGAUGUUGGGAGACCUCUUGCGGCGAAAUGGAAAUACUAAUAAUAUUUAUGUUAACUAAUAAUAGAGUCGGACCGGGUUAUUCCCACCUUUUACCACUGGUAACUUCUGAGAAAAACAAUUCCCAGUAGUUACCACCAACUCGUUUGGUAGUAACUUCUGGGUUUUUUUUUCCAGUAGUUUCCAGUGGUAAAAGGUGUGAAAUAAAAUCCCAGUAGUUACCACUGGUAACGAUUUGGUAGUAACUAGUGGGAAUAACCCGUCGGAGCUAGCUGACUCUGCAUUGCAUUUGCAAUGUGAAAGUGUGGCAAUGUCAACAUGAUAAUGAAGCUAUGACGUUUGUUAUGAUAUGCCACUACCUCACUGUUGUAUUGAAGUCGGUGCAAAGUUAGCUUGGGCUGGCUAACUGCGUAAGAGUACCUACCUCUAUGUAUGUGAUUGACGGCGGUUUAUUCAUUUAAUAUGUGUGCCAUUUCUUAUAUUCUUAGGAGGGUGCUAAUUCGCGAUAUUGACGUAAUGUGUUUGGUUAAUCCAGGCACUUUAUGUAUUUGUCUUUUUAGCAGAUGUAGGAGAACUAUUUAUGAAACGAAGAGAAGGUUGAUUAUGAUUAGGAAUAAAAAAAAUAUAAACUUGAAAUCAAAUUUAUAAUUCAAUGUUUUCAUUAACCUUUUCUCCAUCUGACUAUCACAUUCAACUAUUAGAACAUCACUACAUUUUAUAAGAAUAAUCGAAAUGGAAAAAAUCCGUUAACUUUUUGUUAACCAGUAGUAAUCAGUUUAAGCUAACUUUUAAAUUUAAUUCAGUAAAAAACGCACUUAUUGUAUCGAAGUGAUUGUAUUUACGUUCCCGCACUGGACUAAAAGCACAACAACUUGCGCGAACAGCAAGCGCGAAGGUUUUAAAUGUUAUACAACAACUUGGCAUCUUUGCCCUUGAAAAAGUGAGUGCUAGAACACCUGAAGUGGUUAUGACUGUUAUGAGUUGUUAAAUAUUUACUUGAAACAACAAAUUAAUCAUUACCUAUUAACAAAUAUUGGUUAGACCACCCAGCCCAGACCAGACAAUUAAUUUGAAAGGCGACCAUUACUACAAAUUAGAUGACAUCAGCUGUUUCGUAGAGAAUCACCUGUUUUACUAGGCAAAGCUUGGCAUAAAGGGAUUUUUCAUUUGUGCUUUCGCCGGUCACUCUGGCAUCAUGAAGCUAUAAGGAGUAUAAGGGACCGGGGAAAACAACAUUAUACCUCUGUCCUUCACAGCGGAUAAUGCACUUAAAUAAAAGGAAGUCUGAACAUUCGAAAAUAAGUGUUUAAAAAUAACUUGUUUGAGAGAAAACUAAGGGGUAUCUUUGUACUCGGGGGUCGGUCGUUGUUGACCAAUCAGCAAUCAACAAAUAUAAAAUAAGAGUGUAGUUGAAAAACAUUGGACUGUUGAUUCAGGUGGACUAUUCGCUACUUUCUUCUCAUCUAUUGUCGCAUUUCCGAGCAGUUGCGUGAAAUAGUUUAUUUUAGUUUCGCUUCUUAGAGGAUAUAACGAAACGGAGUAACCAUUAACAGGCGUUCCCCUCUGUCGAAAAUAGUCGGCCAAUGGUCAUACACACACUGACGUUUAUGUGACAUGGCUAUUUUGACGUUCCCCUCCCCCGCAAAAAUUGGCAGACUUUUUUGUACAGCAAAUUACAGACAAGGCGUAUCCGUUGGUUAUAUCCUCCGAGGUUCGCUUACAUUGUAUCACAUUAUUUGCUAUUAACAUUUGUGCCUGCUGAAACUGGCACGAGCGCGUUAGUUACGCACAAAAUAUUCAUGACAAUUAUUGAGCAAGUGAAUUAGAAACAGGUAAGCAGUAGCGAUCUGAAAUGUAGGUGAUAUAUCCUGCAGAAGCGUUACUGCUCUUAGUCGUUACACAGAGUAUAUACUCAAUUUAACUUUACCGUUGAUGGUAUUUAAUACUGAGACUAUAUUUAACCUGCUCCUUAAUUAGCUACUUACAAAGAUCACAUAAAUCGAGCAUAUAUGUAUAAGUAAUUACAUGCUACAUAUUUCCAAUAAACGACGACCACUUGUGAAUGGGGUUGUUAUGUUAAUAGCAAAUAUCUGGGAGAUCGAGCUUUGCGCGGAAAACAUAUAUAAACUCAAAAUAUGCGUUUUCCCAGAGAUAAGACCUAGCUUGAUCUAUUUUUCGCCCCCGAAAACCAAAUUGCGCAUCAUUUAUUUUACAUAUUUUACAUUUACAGCCCACCACAAUACUUACAAUAAAUACAAAGUGGAAAAUGCUUAGGGAUAUUUCCAAAAUCAUUAAGGGUCUCCGGCAAGCUCGGUUCUCCAUACAAACGUAGUUCCGCUCCCAUUUUACAACGACUAGCUAAAUUGCUCUGACACUUUGUACUUACAAUAGGAUAAGGUAUAUAUAUCUAUGUCUGUAAUUAGUUUAUGUAGCUUCAGAUACCAUAGUUAAAAAAUACAGCGAAUUUAAGUUUUUCAUACAAAACUUGUUUUUAAAUUUCGUCUGUCUCUCAUUUCAGACUUUCAGACCUAGAUAUACCUCAUGUCAUUGUAUGUGCAAAGUUUCAUUACAAUCCAACACUUAGUUUUAAAAUGAGAGCGGAACUACGUUUGUAUGGGAAGGUGCAAUUCGGUCGAGCUUGCCGGGGACUUAAAGCCCGUGAAUAUUCUAUCCGCAGUGCGUUAUGACUAUGACACAGAAAUAAUGGUAAAAGUUAAUCCUUAGUUAAUAAUUAGUUUAAAUCUCAUACAAUAUAGGUAUAGGUACUAAGUAUUGUAAAUGACUAGUCGUACAGGAAAGUUUUGCCACUGUCAUUGUUCUGCUUUGUUAUACUUAUAAGGUUAAUAAUUAGUAAGUAAUUUAAUUUUUGUUUAACAAAUUUUCCUUUUAUCUUCUCACUUACCUAGUGAUAUAACUUUGACAUCAUCUUUGGCUAUCAGGGCAAAUGGUAGGUAGAUGAAUACAACUUUAAGUCACUAAGUCCACAGUCAGGUGACAGAACCACACACGUUUUAUCACUUAAUAGCCACGUCAACUUAAGCCGAAUGCGGGCAAUCAGGGGAAAUAAUUCGUGUAGUUUUGUACAUUGGUACAAUUAUACCUUGUGGUGUCCAGAUGAACAUACUAAAAGUCCUCGGUGGGUGUGCUGAGGGUGUAGAGGUGGUGGUGGUGGGGGGAGGGGGGUACGUUUUUCAGAUUUUGCUCAUAUCUCGAAUAUCUGUACGAAUAGCAUUAUUAUAUUACUUCGGCCAAAAGUUUACAUACAAUUUUCUACAACAGGUCAUAUUUAUUUUUCCUCUACGAUCAAUACUUUAGGAGCUACAGGGUGUUUUAGUUAAAAAAUAGACGACUUAAGAAAACGUCGUUUUUUCGUAGUAGUAGACUCCACAAGGUAUGUAUAACUGUACCAACUAACAAAACCACGAAUUAUUUCUCCUGAUGAUUUUAUUAAUUUUCUUGAACUAUGUUAAUAUUUUUUUUUAACACACUUGCUCAAAACGAUGUUUUUAUUCCACCGAUUUUUGGCUCAUAAUCCUAGAUAUUAAACACGCGUGCUCUUUCAGUGUAUUAUUCCACUCACGCUUAUUCAUUAUAUUAUCCGACUGAGUUAAGAAGGUAACUGAUUGCUAAUAAUAUGCAUGGAAAGGGAGCCUUCUUUAAUUGGUCGGACUGGCGGGCACCGGCGCGCCCGACCGCCUGCGCGGUGCGCGGCGAGCGAGGGGCGGCCAGCACGAGUAUGACAGAUGCAACACACAAUACUAACUGUUUUAACUAUUAAAAUUUGAUUAAUAUGAAAGUUUCUUUUUUUUCUCGCAAGUGUGUUGAAAAACGUCGUAUGAAACGCGUGUGCAUUGGUCAUUACACACAUCGGCUUUCUUAUUGCGCGCUCGCUUGCAGUUCGCGCGCACAAUAUCGCCUCGUGUGUUAUGACCAACUAAGCACACUUGUAUCAUAAUGUACUAUUGUAAUCAUUUUAUAAUAUGUAAUUAACAGUUGUAAGGUAAUUUUAGUCUUGUUGACUGUGUGCCUUAUUUAACAUUCAGUUGCUAAACUUUUCUCCACAAAGAAAAGGAUGCAUAGUUUUUUUUUCUUAUUUACUGACAAUUUGGUUUGACCAACUAUAUAUUUGUAGCCAUCACUUUUUUUGCUUUUACUACUCUGGCCAUGUUUUAUUGGUAUCCAAACGUGUUUGUUGAAAUAUCAAAUAGGUUGUAACGCUUCACGCUUCAGUAACGCUUUGUGUUUAUCUGUUUUGACAGCAAUAUGUAAUUAAUAUCUGAAAAAAGCUGUUCGUUUUAAACCAAAGAUCGAAAUAUAAUACACACUUAGAUUAAGGGUGGAUUCGGUGACCCUUUUUUAUAGUUAAAAAUUGAACUGUUUUGUAUUUUUUAUAGGAAGUGUGCGUUAACGAUGUUUUGUUGAAUGGAAUAAAAUGUGAUUGAUCUUAGGCUUAGAUAGGAGAUAUAGUACAUGUAUGUAGAAAUCAAUGCGAAGUCUAGCAUUUACAAUAAACAAGCGAUACCUAACUUUUGCGAGUUUCAACACUGUAAAUAAAAAAAAACAAUAGGUACAUUGUGUAAGUUUGAAUAAACGUAAACGAGUUUGUAACUCGUGAAUGGUCUCGCCUACGAGUAAUAGACAUUAAAACUAGUGACCAAGGGUCAACAGUUUGCUGAUAAAUGUUAUAGAAAUGCCAUGCUAGGAUUCUAUGAACAUUGAUCAAAAUCGCAGUGCUGAGGCAAACUUUACUUAGUAUAUUAUAUAAAUAUUUUAAUUUGCUUUAUUUUUAUAUGUACCUUAGGCCGCUAAGCUAGUGUCGUCUGAACAGUGUAAAAUGACUUAACUAAUAGACUUACUAUAAGAACAGUUGAGUUUUAUAUAACAUUUCUAUGACAAAUAUGUAACGAAUGACGAAGAAUGUUUAAGAACAGCAUUCUCAUAGAUAUUAUAAUAAUAAAAUCAAGAAUUAAAAUUAAUUAAAUUUUA